This is a messenger RNA of Aphanomyces astaci, 201 nucleotides long. RefSeq lists its product as hypothetical. The record is from RefSeq and is a predicted model, not a curated record. NCBI's taxonomy places the organism in Eukaryota, Oomycota, Saprolegniomycetes, Saprolegniales, Verrucalvaceae. The transcript has a single exon. Bases 1 to 201 code for a protein of 66 amino acids.
AUGACGCUCCCCGUCAAGAUGGCAGUCACGACCGCGACCGGACUUUUCCAAGGCACGGCGGCGGCAACCGUGGCCGAGAACGGACCAUUCACGGACGUGGUGGCGGCUGCCAUUCCCGUGACCGGGCCAUUUGCGUGCACGGUGGCGGCUGUUCGUGACCGGACCAUUGUUGAGGUUAGCUUAGUCAAAAGGCAAUGGUAA